This is a messenger RNA of Felis catus (domestic cat), 3530 nucleotides long. It is a transcript of the gene MMAB, whose product is annotated as metabolism of cobalamin associated B. The coding region runs from base 35 to 862 and encodes 275 amino acids. Gene Ontology annotation, molecular function: corrinoid adenosyltransferase activity. The record is from RefSeq and is a predicted model, not a curated record. The transcript is spliced from 7 exons. NCBI's taxonomy places the organism in Eukaryota, Metazoa, Chordata, Mammalia, Carnivora, Felidae.
CCAAGAGCCAAUGGAAAAUGGGGGCUGAACGGUUAUGCGGCCGGAGGUAGGUGGAGUCGCCCGCGACCUGGACGGGAGCCUGGCGGGGUCAGCCCCUGACGAGCUGCCUGGCGCAUGGCUGUGUGGGGACUGGGAUCCCGCCUUGGCCUGCGCGGGGGCCUCGGCGCCGGCAGGCUGCUGUGUCCCCGUUUCCAGAGCCGCGGCCCCCAGGGCGUGGAAGACGGGGACGGGGUUUUCUAGCACCUUCACUGGAGAAAGGAGACCUAAAGAUGACCAAGUGUUUGAGGCCGUGGGAACUACAGAUGAAUUAAGCUCAGCCAUUGGGUUUGCUGUGGAAUUAGUCGCAGAAAAAGGCCACCCGUUUGCUGAAGAGCUGCAGAAAAUCCAGUGCUCGCUGCAGGACAUCGGCUCUGCCCUGGCGACCCCGCGCUCCUCGGCCAGGGAGGCUCACUUAAGUAAUCUUCUCUCCCAACCUGCCGCGCGCGCUCAGAGGAUGUGCUGCAUUCGAGGCGGGGCCCAUCCUGGAGCUGGAGCAGUGGAUCGACAGAUACUCCAGCCAGCUCCCCCCUCUCACGGCGUUUAUCCUGCCGUCGGGAGGCAAGAGCAGCUCCGCGCUGCACUUCUGUCGGGCCGUGUGCCGCCGAGCAGAGAGACGAUGCAGACACAGAAACCGGGGCACAGGGAGACAGCACUUUGGCCAGUGUCACGCAGCAAGAAGAGGCCAAACUCGGAUUUGAACUUGGGUCUGUCUACCUCCAGCACGUUCUUGAACCUCUCCACGGUGACUCAUGCCACCUGUGGGCAGCAGCAGAGCCAGGACAAGAACCCCAGUUUUCAGGGGCCACCUCGGGGCAGUGAUUGACAGCUAAGUAGGGGAGGGGAGGAGGAGAGGGUAUCAUAAACCCUGGGUGAGGGGCCCCAACCACACCUGCUACAAGCUACCUCUCUGGGAAAGGGUGAGAAGCAGGCAUCGGCCUGGGGGGCAUAGAGGCAAAGAUGGCCCGGAGAAGUGGUCGAAUAAAUGGUGGAAAGGCGUCCAGCUGACUCAGCACCUGGGGGUGGCUGGGUGACCUGUCCCCCACCAGAUGCUCCCAAGGCACAGAUCCUUCGGCCCUCGUCGCCGGCCAUCUGCAGCGCCCACAUCCUUCCUCCAGCCAGCAGGUGCCUUUAUUUACGAUCACCUUGGAAGGGUCGAGCAGACAUAUGUUGCUAAGGGUCGUUUAUUCUUGUUUAUAAAAUUUAUGGCUUCACCUCGAUUACACACUGUCAAAACGGGAAGGAUUGGCCCCAAAGUCUCUUGCCGCAUGACUGCCUCAGACGUGCGUACAUCUGUUAACUCCGUAGGAGCUGUAGAGGGAAAUAAGGUUGAUGAUAGCUCAAAAGCUCGCUGUCCCGUCACAAGGUGUGGGCAGCCCGCCUCGAGAAAAGGCAUCUGGGCGCGUCCGUGGAGGAGAGAGGGGUGGUGUCUGUGAGUGGCCGGGCCAGGUGGCACCAGGACCCUGUCCCCUCCCGGCCACACACUCUCUGUCAGGCGCUUGGGGUUGCCCAGUGGGAGAGGAAGAACUUGUUUCUGAGGAUCCUCAGGGGUCCGGCCGCAGGACCCAGCAGCUGGAGAGAGUUCCGAGCCUGUGGCUCUCCACCUGCAGACUUCAGCGGGGAGACAGAAGCGGACUCUCCACUGCUGGGGGAAUUGGAGAUAGGACGACCUUUCAGGAGGGCAAUUUGGCAGUGCACAUGAAAGUCCUAGAAACGGACGUCCUUAUGGAUUCUGCGUCUGAGAAUUUCUCCAAAGGAAAUAGAUACGUUGGUGGAGCCAUCGGGAUUUUUCAGGGCAGUGCUGCCCAUUACAGUGAAAAACUGGACACCGUGUCUAACAAUAGGGAGCUAAUUGCUAAACAGGAAAAAUAGUUAACAAUAAGAGGCUAUAGGAAACACAAAGCUGGGUGCGUGGGUGGUCCGUGAGUUCAAGUCCUGCAUCGGGUGAGCACGAGACCCACUUUAGGUGAACACGAGCCCCAGGUGAGUCCUGCUUCUCUCUCUCUCUCUCUCUCUCUCUCUCUCUCUCUCUCUCUCUCUCUCUCUGCCCCUUGCUCACUUGCACCCUCUCUCUCAAAAAAAAAAAAAAAGAAGGAAAUACAAAACGACUGACAUUGAUUGUGUCUAUAUAUUUAUUACUGUGGAAAAGAGAAAACUUUUAAGUGAAAAAAAAACAAGUUGUAAAAUAGUAUAUAUAGAACGACCUAAUUCCUGGAAAAGAAAUGCAUGUGUGUGUAUACACCACAGGAAAAAAUGCAAGGAUCUGUCCCAUGUGUUAGUAAUACUUACCUCUAAGGGGCACCUGGGUGGCUCAGUCGGUUGAGUGUCUGACUUCGGCUCAGGUCAUGAUCUCACGGUUCGUGAGUUCGAGCCCUGCGUCGGGCUCUGUGCUCACAGCUCAGAGCCUGGAGCCUGCUUCGGAUUCUGUGUCUCCCUCUCUCUCUGUUCCUCCCCUGCUCACACUCUGUCUCUCUCUCUCUCUCUCUCAAAAAUAAACAUUAAAAACAAAAUACCUCUAAAUCAUGGGAUUAUUUAUGGGUGGUUUUAACUUUAAUUGUUGUUGGUCUGGAUUUUUUUUUUUUUUUGAACAAUGAGUUUGGGUUGGAUUUGACAAAGGCUUACUUGUGUAAUAAACAGGACUGCCAGAGAGAAAAGAAACGGACAAAUGCUUUCUAUGCCUGUCAUGAAUCAUCUACCUCUCUCGGGAUGCUUGGAGCCAGGGUAGGCUUCCCUCCGGUAGCCAGAGCCACGGGGCCCCUCCGAACUCUAGAAGCCUGGAGAACAUGCCCCUGGUCAUUCUGCUGGAGACAGCCGGCUGUCUGGAGUGCAGUUCCUGGGCAGCCUGAAUGUGGAGGGUUGGCUUCGGUUCUAGGGCAACAGAGGAGGGAAGAAAAAUGAUCACGGCCCCACUGAGGAUUGCCCCCGGAAGGUGAUCACACCAGCUUUCCACAGGAUGCCGAGGACGCUGGCAUCCUUCUUUCUCCUCUGUCGGCUGCUGCAUCUUUAACUUGCGUGGGGUUUGAAAGUAGACAAAGAACAUCCGUAUUUAUCUUAGAUGGAUUUUCACCGUGGAUUAUCACCCUAACUUCAUUUGGACAAACUGGCGCCCCGUCGGGUACAGCGAUGAAUCCAAUGUGCCACAGUCAGCCAAGUGGCACAAACCAGCACUCCACCUGGGCCUUCAGUAGCAAAACCCAGCUUCGCUUCCCAAUUACCUUUUGUGGAGACAGUGGAAGGGCUUAUUCCAGGGGUGAGAAAGAGAUGCCAAUAUGCCAUUUGGUCGGGAGGGGCUGCCCGGAAGGCUGUGUUAAGAAGGAGCCUGAGGGGCGCCUGGGGGGGCUCAGGGCUGCCCGGAAGGCUGUGUUAAGAAGGAGCCUGAGGGGCGCCUGGGGGGCUCAGUCGAUUGAGCGUCUGACUUCUGCUCAGGUCAUGAUCUUGCAGUUGACGAAUUCGAGCCCCGCAUCGGGCUCUGUGCUGACAGCUCAGCCUGGAGC